Saccostrea echinata is the source of this 2980-nucleotide messenger RNA. RefSeq names its product vascular endothelial growth factor receptor 3-like. The record is from RefSeq and is a predicted model, not a curated record. Gene Ontology annotation, cellular component: signaling receptor complex. The coding region runs from base 1 to 2817 and encodes 938 amino acids. Gene Ontology annotation, biological process: multicellular organism development; protein phosphorylation; positive regulation of kinase activity. The transcript has 21 exons. Gene Ontology annotation, molecular function: ATP binding; protein binding; transmembrane receptor protein tyrosine kinase activity. NCBI's taxonomy places the organism in Eukaryota, Metazoa, Mollusca, Bivalvia, Ostreida, Ostreidae.
AUGAGACGAUUUGAUACGGCGUACAGUUUAUACAUGCUGGAGAUUACCCUGAUAAUACAGAGUUUGAUGGUGCAAUACUCAGCAUUAUCGCCUGUUGUGUGUCCGAAGGAAUGCUCAUGUGGAAGUAUUUUUGGUUUGAAGCCCUAUGUCAAAUGUGACAACGUACAGUCAGGAAAUGUAUACAAGGUUAUGAUCGAAAUACCACAGAACACUGAAGAAAUGCAAAAGAAUGACAAAUACAUCUCUGACACACCUGUAUCAAUUGCAUGGAAAUUAUCCCAGACUUCUCGAUCUAUCAUUGAAGAAUUGCUCAAUUCUGAAUCUCAAAGAAACUUUACAGCCGUUUUUAUUUGCAAGCAAGAAGAGGAUAUAUUCAAUGAAAAAAAACAAGUUGUCUUGCUAUUUGUCAAUUAUAACCAGGCUUUUGGAGAUUCCGUUACUUUCAACGACAUCACGACCGUCCAGGAAGAUACAUUUCAGAGUCUGGUGAUGCUACAACAGUUAGACCUAAGUGCAAAUAACAUUAAGAAGAUUCCCUCUCUCAGUGCCUUAUCCUCAAUAAAAUUCCUAUACCUCUCCAAUAAUCAAAUCCGAAUGAUUGAGAGCAAAGCUUUUGAUGAUCUGCGAUAUCUGUCAAUGCUAUUGUUGUCUGGGAAUGAAAUUAACACUCUGCCGGAGAAAAUGGCACUUCAAUUCCAUUUAAUGGACUUAAGUCAGAUAAUUUUGCAUGACAAUCCACUAACAUGCAGCUGUAAAAAUAGGUGGUUAAUAUCGUGGCAGAAGAAAAGAUGCGAUUUACACCACAAAACAAAGGAAUGUGCCCUGAUGUGCUUUCAGAACGGAACCAGUAUUUCAAUGGAGAAAUUCGAUAUGAAUAACUUGACCUGUGGUUGUAAAGCACGGUGUUACUGCAGUACUCAAAGUGUUGAAUCCUGUAAAGUAACUUGUUACGAUGAUUCGGAUUCUGAAGAAAUACAAACAACUCAGUGUUCCUCGUGUCCUAAAGGAUCUCAUCCCCUCUAUGAUUGGGCCUCAGAAUGUGUUUGUCAAAAAGGAUACACGCUUGUAGAUGGAGUUUGUGAACAAUGUCCAGAGGGAUCAUUCAAGUCAUUUAUUGGCCCAGCAGCAUGUACCCCCUGUCCACAGUACUCGACCAGUCAAAUUGGUAGUACUUCGGAGGAACAAUGUGUCUGUCAGUAUGGAGAAUUCAAAAUACUGUCGGACCAAGAAAGAAAAUGUCAACGCUAUGAAAACGAGGAAUUUGUGAGAUUAGGUAUGGAACCAGUGGUAACGUUUGCACCAGAGAAGAACGAUCAAAUGACAGAAUAUGAAAACAGAUCGAAAACACCAGAUGGUGUAGUGUUUGGUGUCGUUGGAAUUGUAAUUGUUUUAUUCUUUGUUGGUGUUGGAUUUACAGUGUAUAAAUGGAAACAAACACAUCGAACUUAUCUAAAAUUUCCGAAACUGCUAAUGUGUAAAUCAUCAUAUCAAUACGAAGAGCGACACGAGUCUCUGAUUUAUUCUACCAAACUUAAGAAUUAUUAUAAAGGACUUAAAGUUGCUUCUGGUCAGCUAAAAAUAGGAAAAUUGAUUGGACGUGGAGCCUUUGGAAUGGUGCAUGAGGGAUAUUUACGUGACAAAAAAGAUGAAAAUACGAAAAGAGUGGCCAUCAAAAGACUAAAGGAAGACGCCACACGAGAAGAACAAGAGGCUCUACAGAUGGAGUUGGAUCAUAUGAUGUACGUUGGAAAACAUCCCAAUAUCAUAGAGCUGAUAGGCCUAUGUUCUAUGAAAGGUUCUUUGAUGUUGGUGCUAGAGUAUGCAUGUAAUGGUGAUCUUCUAUCCUAUUUAAGACGAUGUUCAACAGUUCCAGGCUUACAACUUAAUUCUCCUGGUUUCGGCCCUGAUAAAGCUGCUGUUGUAUUGUAUAGAACUUUGGUUAUGUUUGCAUGGCAUGUUUCUAAAGGAAUGUGUCAUUUAGAAAAAUUAAAGUGUAUUCAUAGAGAUAUUGCUGCAAGAAAUAUUCUACUCACACAGGACCCAAUCGCAAAGAUAUCUGAUUUUGGGCUCUCAAGAGAUGUGUAUGAAUCAGCAUAUUAUUUUAAAGUCUCAAAGGGAAGGUUACCUUUUAAGUGGAUGAGUCCUGAGGCUCUCCUGAUGGGACAAUAUUCCAUUAAAAGCGAUGUAUGGUCUUUUGGAAUACUUCUAUGGGAGGUUGUCACGCUUGGUGGAAACCCUUUUGCUGGAAUUCCAGUUGAAUCAUUAUGUGAAAUGUACGCCAAUAAUUAUCGGCUACCCAAACCUGCGACUUGUCCAGACUAUCAAUACAAGCUAAUGCUGGAAUGCUGGGCUGAACGCACACAAGAAAGACCUUCUUUCAACGAAAUCGAGGCCAGAUUAGAUGGCAUGUUGCAGCGUGUGGCAAACAGGGACUACAUAAACGUUAUGGAAGAGGGAGAUAUUCUUGUGUGUCACAAUAACGAUGUGACGGAUUCUAGAGAAAACAUUACCACGUGUUUGUCAACCGACUCGGACGACAGGACAUUUCAUGAGUCCUCUGAUUCGGACUCUAUCACAGAGAAGAAUUCAGAGAUGUUGUCGCACCACCCACGCCGAAGUCAUCCGCCUCGAAAAACGUCAAAGGAAAGUGCAACGGAUCGACAGUCAGUGACGUUACAACAUGACAAGGAAUCGUCUAGACUUGUGAAAUCCAUGAGCUCCAUAGAAUUACAGAAUUUGCCUGAUUACAAAAUUCAGAUGUGGUCUAAUCCUAUUUACGGUUCCAGAAGAAAGCUGAAAGAAACGAAGUGUACGUGAAAUUUCAGACAGCAGCUAAUUACGAGAAAAUGUGAAUGAGCACCAUGCAAAUCCUGCUUUGCAAAAACAUCACACCUCGUCAGUGAUUUUAAAACAAAAAAAAGGGAAACUUAAUCAUGUUAAUAAACUUCAAAAGAACCUAUGAUCAACAAUGAAUUAACUU